Peniophora sp. CBMAI 1063 is the source of this 699-nucleotide messenger RNA. The record is from the annotation of a GenBank genome assembly. Lineage: Eukaryota; Fungi; Basidiomycota; Agaricomycetes; Russulales; Peniophoraceae.
AUGUUGAGCACGGCGCAACAUCCGCCCGGCGCCGCCUCACAUCCAAAUUCUUACUUCACACUCGUUACAAACCCGGUUCACCUCAUGCACUCGCAGACGACAGAACGGCCACGCCCCAGUCCACACCCCUUCAACCUCUACAGCCUCGAACUCACCGACAGCAGCACAAACCUCGCCAACGCCCUCACAGCAAUGUGCCUCGUCCCCGGGCCCCACAUCCAACACAUCACCCUACGCGGCACAGCGACAGCCUGGCUCGUAUGCUACGCGCUCCUCCAACAGACCCUAGCGACUCCGCCCCUCUCGCCAGUGCCGUGUCCGAACCUCGAACGUCUCGAGCUCAAAGACGACGACGACGACUUCGACCUCUUACUGCCACCUGAGGAGUUCUGUCAGAUGAGCACGGCGCAGAUCGUCUGGCUGUUGCUAGCGGCGCGGUACCGCGCGCUGGGCGACGCGGCGCGGGGUUUGCUGUUGCGUAUUGUUGUGCGACGUUCUGUGAUGGGGAUUGAUGAUGCGAAGGUGGAGAUGUUGGGGCUGUUCGCGGAUGUGGAGGUCGUCGUCGUCGAGGAGAGGGCGCGUGUGCGCGACGUCCAGAAGAUACAUGGAGGAGAGAGGGCGGGUACGGGAUCGGGGGAGGCUCGUAGGAGGAAGAAGGGCAGGGGCAGGGGUAAAGGCAAGACGAGAAAGUUGGCGUGA